Molecule: messenger RNA, 1113 nt
Organism: Closterium sp. Yama58-4
Lineage: Eukaryota; Viridiplantae; Streptophyta; Zygnematophyceae; Desmidiales; Closteriaceae
Source: the annotation of a GenBank genome assembly
AUGCCGAAGAAAAAAGGAGGCUCCGGGAGCCUGGGCUCGUCCCUAAUCCGCCAUAGAUUCAACCGCGGCUCGGAGUUUCAGAACGCCGACGAGGGCCGCCGCCACGUCAUCGCCGCGGCGGAAGCGGCGGCGAAACCGGCGCUGGUGUCGGUGGUGGAUCAGAGCGAUCUAGAGGAGCUGCUGACCACUGCUGAGCUGGCAGGGCGGGAGUUUGCCGCCCAAAGAGGCAACGCCGAGAUCAUCUAUCUUGAUGGGCAGGAUGUGGGAGCACAGAAGAGAGGCGGCAGCAGCAGCGAGCGCAGGGAGCAGGAGGAACUUCACAGGAAGCUUCUUACCAUCCCGAGGAGGCCCAAGUGGAGCGCGAGAAUGACGUCAGCAGAAUUGGACGCUAGUGAGAAGGCGGCUUUCCUGGAAUGGAGGCGAUCGCUCUCCGCGGUGGAAGAGAACAACCAUCUGGUGGUAACCCCAUUCGAGAAGAACCUUGAUAUCUGGCGCCAGCUGUGGCGAGUGCUGGAGAGAAGCCACCUGGUGGUAACCGUGGUCGACAGUCGAGAUCCUCUUUUCUACCGCUGCACUGACUUGGAAGCCUACGUGCAUGAACUGGGAGCGGGACCAAAACACAGUAACGAGAGCACCAGCAGCAGCGGCAACUCGAAAGACGAAAGAAAUAAGGACUUGGCAGAUGGGUGCAGCAGCAGCAGCGGGGCGAGAGAGGAGGGUUCGCUGAGCCGCACGCUGCUGCUGCUGAACAAGGCGGAUCUGCUGCCUGCUGGUGUAAGGAGGCUGUGGGCAGAAUGGCUCAAAGGGCAGCGCGAUGGGGUAAGCAGGGGAAGAAACGCCUCAAGCAGUGGCAGCGCUGCUGCUGGUGGUGCUGCUGGGGUAGGGCUGGGAGGCGGAGGGGGGAGGAGGCAGCAGCAACCGGCAAAGGCAGAGCAUAAGAGGCAGAAGAAGCAGGCGAGGAGCAAGAAGAGGGAUUGGAGGGUGGGCCGUGGGGGCGGGGAUGGGGAGGAGGGAGCAGUGAUGGCAGUGGUGAGAGGGGUGGUUAAGCCGUUGAGCCAUGGGGCAGUCAAGCCUGGGAUGGUGCUUCCGGGAGUCAAGCACUUGGUGCAGUGA